AUGUCGGAGGCAGUGUGUAUUUCUGAUUUUGAAAAUCAUGCCAAAGAAUUUCCCCCAAAGAACACCUGGGAAUAUGUUAGUUGUGGAGCGAAUGAAGGGAUUACUUUGAGAGAGAACAGAUGUGCUUUUGACAGGUGUGAAAUAUUUUGUAUUAAUUCAAAAACUUGCUCAAUUUGUUUACAUUUUGCUGACUGAAAUAAUUAGAAUUAAUUAGAAUAAUAUUCGAAAUUAAUUUCUAACAGGCCAUGUGUAUAUUUUUCUGCAGACUGAGGUUGCGUCCUCGUGUACUGCGAGAUGUUUCAAGCAUUGAUAUGUCCACAACAAUCCUUGGAGAGAAAAUUGAUUUUCCAAUUUGUGUCGCGCCAACUGCCAUGCAGAAGAUGGCGCAUCCUGAUGGAGAAAUUGCAACAGCGAAAGGUAGUUCACUCUGAGCUAGAUUUCAUGCACUCCCCCUAACCCCCACACUCUAAUCCCCCCUAAAAUACCAACUCUUGUAGCGUUGUGGUCACCACCCUUACCUUGUGGUCACCACCCAUGUCCAAUCCUUGGUCUGAACUCCACUUGAAGGUCAUACAAUAAUUGAGGAGAAAAUAGAGCUACCUUUACAUUCCCUAUCAACCAAUGAGUGAGGAACUCUAAAAACUUUGCUUGCAUUGAUAAUAAAGAAAUGCCUUUCUAAUUCAAGGCGGGGGGGAGGAGGGGUAUACUACAGUUGGUUCUUUCUUUCUAGAAAAUAAUUAUUAAUUAUUCUGUAGCUGUUAGCCAAGCUGGUACAUGCAUGACUUUGAGUUCAAGUUCAACAUCAACCAUUGAAGAUGUUGCAAGUGCAUCCUCUGGAUUAAAAUGGUUUCAGUUGUAUGUCUGCAAAGAUCGAGAUGUUACAAUAGACUUAAUACGAAGAGCAGAGAAGGCAGGUUUCAAAGCUAUUGCUUUGACUGUGGACGUGCCCUAUGUUGGACGAAGAUAUGCUGAAAUUCGCAAUAAAUUUGUGUUACCCCCUCAUUUGAUGUUAGCCAACUAUGCCAACUACACCAACAGUUACGAAACUGGAGUCAAGAGUCGCUAUGAUUCAUUUGAAACAUUGAUUGAUUUAUCUCUAACGUGGGAUCUUAUUCCGUGGUUGAGAUCGGUGACAAAGUUAGGGAUUGUUUUAAAAGGCAUUUUGACUGCAGAAGAUGCAAGGUUGGCAGUGCAGUAUGGUGUUGAUGGUAUCUUAGUUUCAAAUCAUGGUGCGCGACAACUUGACACUGUGCCUGCUACGGUAACUAUUGCUAACUUUUAAUUACACACAUAAAAAUGUUAAAACACUCAAGUCGACAAGCUUGUAGCAACAUGGUAAAAUAACAGCAUUGUUACAACUUGUUGACAAGCUUCGGCUACAGGCCUGUUGCAAACACAUUUUGUUGACAAGUUGGGAAACUACGUGUGUAGAUCAACUAUUGAAACAUGGGAGACAUUAUUUUCAUGCUCUUGAUAACUACAGGUUGACCAUCAUCUGUGAGUUCAAAGCUGCUUCAGUGAGCUUUUUCAGGAAAUGUAACCCAGCUAUACUUGUGUAUUUUAGAUUGAAGCAUUGCCAGAGAUAGUGUCUGCAGUUGAUGGGAAAUGUGAAGUAUAUUUAGAUGGUGGUGUGAGGUUUGGUACAGAUGCUUUUAAAGCUUUAGCUCUCGGUGCAAGAGCUGUCUUUGUAGGAAGACCUGUUUUAUGGGGACUGGUGUAUCAGGUAGAGUAUACAUUAUUAUCCACGCUAUCCUUCUGUCCACAAGAACUUAAAUUGAUUCUUGUCUCUCCAGGGUGAAGAAGGUGUUGCCAAAGUUCUACAGAUCUUCAAAGAUGAAUUCAAAUUAGCCAUGGGACUUACAGGUAAGGAUGUAUAAUUUGACAAAGAUCUUUCACACGUUUAUAUACUGUCUUUUAGUCAACAUAUUUUUUUAUUUUCUAAAUAGGAUGUUGCAAUGUUCAAGAUAUUUCACGAGACAUGGUUGCUCAUGAAAUGCAAUGUUCAAAACUUUGAUUAAAUUAGUUUUCUGUGUAUAGUACAUUAAUUAAUUAAGUACAGUAUAUAUAUGAUAUAUUUUAAAGGUGAUCUACAGUCUGUAUGUAAACAAAGCCUUUGUUUACAUUUUUGUGUCCAAAAUAUUGAGCUUUAUUCGACAACUAUUUAUAUUUUCAAGCUUCUAGAGUAUAAUAAAUGAUCAAGAAACAACAAUCAGGCUUUUCAAGAACUCAAAACAUAGUUAAACUGUCUGUAUCAUAAAAAGUGGGCUCAUUUGUGCACAUGCGCAGAUCGGACUGUAGAUCACCUUUAAAAUUAAAACAAUUAUACCACAAGCUGGAGCCAUAUAUGCGCUGCUAUAUACGACUAGAGCAAAUGGUAUAAUUGUUUUAUAAUAUAGUCUAACAACUAUUAACUACAGCAAUAUAAUAUAUUCUCUGUUGCAAUGUUUUGACAGUUCAGCCAAAAUAAAGACAAUAAGCACUUUUAUAAAUUUCCACGAAUUUAGUCAAAUUUUACGUUAACUAUUUGGUUUGGGAAGUUAUAUGAAUAUCGUACAUUAAAAGUGAUUUAAAUAAAAGGGUUGAAAUUAUAUUAAAACACUUGGUCCUCGUGCUCGGUCCUCGUUUUCAACACACUUCCCUGUUAUCUCUAUUUCUACCUUGCCCCUGCCCCUGAUUGGUCGAGAAUGCAAUCCCCAUUUCCCGCGCACAAUGCGCAAUUCGCGAAAUCUUCAUCAACCAUGAAUCAAAACCUCAUUUUGACCUGGGAGCCUGUCAAGAGGGCCCCCUAUACUUUUUGCGUGAAGCGUGAUGGGCUUAUUUUACUUAGCCGUGAAACGUGAUCGAUGAUUUUCUUAAUCCGUGAUUCGUGAUGGUAUGACUUCCAAUCUUUUUACGUGCACGUGAAGGAAAGAUUCGAUUUAACCGUGACCCGUGAAUGGCAGAUAGAAAUAUGCGGGAUUCGUGAAUCAUCUGUUUUGUGACCUUUUGUGUGAUCAGCUUUCCAAGGAAUAAAUACGGUUUGUUGCUGUUUUUUGAAGUACUUGAUGUACAGAAGCCUGUUUUCGACAUAGUUGGAGGUUUGAAAGCAUGUCGAGGUAAGUACAGACGAGUACAAUGAAUCUACAAUUAAGGAAGACAUCCAUAUAAUAAUUCGUGAAUUUUGUUUUAUUUUUACGUGAAUCGUGAUCGCUUCAAUUUUUCCGUGAACGUGAAGGAAUUUUUUCGUGACUCGUGAAAAGGCAAAAUAUUUUUACGUGAAAGCAUAUUGUGAAGAGGUAUAGGGGGCCCUCUGUCAAUGGCUGUCAUGCUCUAUUUGUGAAUGGUCGAAGUGGUUGUGAAAUUUCUGUCUCCGUGUGGAAACACGAAAUGUGGAAUAAUGUCAGAGCCAGUGUGUAUUUCUGAUUUUGAAAAUCAUGCCAAAGAAUUUCUCCCAAAGAACACCUGGGAUUAUAUUUGUUCUGGAGCGAAUGAAGGGAUUACAUUGAGAGAGAACAGAUGUGCUUUUGACAGGUACGAAAUAUUUUGUAUUCUUGUAGGUUUACUAAUCCGGUCAUAUUAAUACAUAUUUCGACUUUGGAGAGGAGAAAAUUUAAAAUAUCUCUGCAAGUAUUUACCCCCCUUUAAAACGAAAACCACUGUUGAAAUCCUCAUAAAAUAACCUUUCGAACGGGGGGUCAAAUGCCGUCAUAACAUUACACAAAACCAAAACAUCGUAUAUUAUUUGCUCACCGCUUGGCCAAACAUUUUGUAGUUCAUAUCGAGAAAAACUUGAAUAUCUUCUAAACUCUUCAGCAUUCGCCCAAGUCAAUAGCAGUGAAAUAUUCCUUGUAUUCAAGCGCUUUUAUGUAGAAAGUUUCGUUUGAAUACGACAAGUAGAAAUAUUUAUUUCGAAUUUUUCAAAAUCAUGGGCGGAUUUACUGGGGGGUUAAACCCCUCCUAGAAUCUCUCUAACCCCACUUAUAAAGUGUUCAGCCCCACCAACAUUUUGCUUCACCCCUCCUAUUUAGUGUGAAAGUCUUUAACCUUAACGCCUAAACCCUGCCGUAGCUCGCUCAGUAGUGCUGCUUGCACCCCACCAGAAAUGUUUCUACCCCUCCUUUAAAAAAAAUGAAAAUCCGCCCUUGUCAAAAUAUCGGGUUUUUACUUGCAUGUGCGUGCCACACGCCAAAAUUGGCCAACAAGGAGCAGCCGUAGGCCCAUGCACGUGAAAAUCAUGCCACAGGUACACAUGUAAAAACGCACAAGUUUGCUACUAGUCUGCAAACAAGUUGUUACAAAUCUGUUCACAAGCUGUCGACAAGUUGUGUUCGCACUGCUUGUUCCCAGUUGUUGUAACAAGUUUGGAACAUUAAGUUGUUAACAACUUGUAACAAGCUUUGUGGCAUUAUCAAACUUGUCACAAGGUUGUUCUAACAAGUCUGAUACAGUCAUGAUAUAACAAGAAUGUUACAAGGUUGACAACACAAGGUUGUAACAAUACUGCUCUAUCAUGACUGAAUCAGACUUGUUGGAACAACCUUGUAACAAGCCUGAUAAUAUCUACAAGGUUGUUACAAGUUGUUAACAGCUUGUUCCAAACUUGUUGACAACUUGGGACAAGCUGUGCAAAGACAACUUGUUGACAUCUUGUUGACAAACUUGCUACAAGAUACGAGAUUUUUACGUGUGUACUUUGACCUUUAGAAUCAAUUUCCGAUGUUUCCCGCGUGAUGGGAUGUAAACAUCGCAUUGUUUCGGAUAUUUGAACUCGAACUUCCGGUCAAAGCUCUCGCGUAAAAUAUUUUAGAUAUUUUGAAAUACCGGAAUAAAACAUGCAAAUCUGCAGAUACAAGCUUGAAAAUAACACUCUAAAUAGUGUGUUGGAUUGUGUUUCAAAUAAGACUAAUACCAAAAAGAUACGUUGAAAGGGGCCGAAGUUAUAUUCAGCGAAAUGUAUGGCGUAGUGAUGCAUUGUUUACAUUCUUCGACUAUAUAGUAUGGUAUGGUUGGUUUACAUUGUUCGAGUAGGCCUAGUUUAUAAUUUAUGGCUAUUUUACAUUGUUCGAUUUCAUAGAACUUUUCAAGCGGAUUUUUUUGGUGGUAUUUUUGUAUUUCUACUGCAAAUACUCGCGGAGUUCUGUAAUAUUUAAACUUUCCGUCAUAUACUUCGGAAAUCAAGUAAUACGGAUCGAUAUGAGUUAAAGAAUAUUAAUUCAAAAACUUGCUCAAUUUGUUUACAUUUUGCUGACUGAAAUAAUUAGAAUUAAUUAGAAUAAUAUUCGAAAUUAAUUUCUAACAGGCCAUGUGUAUGUUUUUCUACAGACUGAGGUUGCGUCCUCGUGUGCUGCGAGAUGUUUCAAGCAUUGAUAUGUCCACAACAAUCCUUGGAGAGAAAAUUGAUUUUCCAAUUUGUGUCGCUCCAACUGCCAUGCAGAAGAUGGCGCAUCCAGAUGGAGAAAUUGCAACAGCGAAAGGUAGUUCACUCUGAGCUAGAUUUCAUGCAUUCCCCCUAACCCCCACCCUCUAACCCCCACCCUCUAACCCCCACCCUCUAACCCCCACCCUCUAAUCCCCACCCUCUAACCCCCACCCUCUAAUCCCCCCUAAAUUACCAACUCUUGUGGUGUUGUGGUCACCACCUGUGUCCAAUCCUUGGUCUGAACUCCACUUGAAGGUCUUACAAUAAUUGAGGAGAAAAAGGAGCUACCUUUACAUUCCCUGUCAACCAAUGAGUGAGGAAAUCUGAAAACUUCGCUUGGAUCAAUAAUAAUAAAGAAAUGCCUUUCUAAUUCAAGGGGGGGGGGGGGUACACUACAGUUGGUUCUUUCUUUCUAGAAAAUAAUUCUUAAUUGUUCUCUAGCUGUUGACCAAGCUGGUACAUGCAUGACCCUAAGUUUAGGUUCAACAUCAACCAUUGAAGAUGUUGCGAGUUCCUCCUCUGGAUUAAAAUGGUUUCAGUUGAAUGUCUGCAAAGAUCGAGAUGUUACAAUAGACUUGAUAAGAAAAGCAGAGAGGGCAGGUUUCAAAGCUAUUGCAGUGACUGUGGACACACCCUAUGUUGGACGAAAGUAUGCUGAAAUUCGCAAUAAAUUUGCAUUACCCCCUCAUUUGACGUUAGCCAACUACACCAACGAAACUGGAGUCAAGAGUCACUAUGCAUCAUUGAUUGAUUCAUCUCUAACAUGGGAUCUUAUUCCGUGGUUGAGGUCGGUGACAAAGUUACAGAUUGUUUUAAAAGGCAUUUUGACUGCAGAAGAUGCAAGGUUGGCAGUACAGUAUGGCGUUGAUGGUAUCUUAGUUUCAAAUCAUGGUGGGCGACAACUCGACACUGUGCCUGCUACGGUAACUAUUGCUAACUUUUAAUUACACACAUAAGAAUGUUAAAACACACAAGUCGACAAGCUUGUAGCGACAUGGUAAAAUAACAGCAUUGUUACAAUUUGUUGACAAGCUUCGGCUACAAGCCUGUUGCAAACACAUUUUGUUGACAAAUUGUGAAACUUUUACGUGUGUAGAUCAUGGUGGUCAAUUAUUGAAACUUGGGAGAUAUUAUUUUCACACUCUUGAUAACCACAGGUUGACCACCAUGUGCGAGUUCAAAGCUGCUUCAGUGAACUUUUUCAGGAAAUGUAACCCAGCUAUACUCAUGUAUUUUAGAUUGAAGCGUUGCCAGAGAUAGUGUCUGCAGUUGAUGGGAAAUGUGAAGUAUAUUUAGAUAGUGGUGUGAGGUUUGGUACAGACGCUUUUAAAGCUUUAGCUCUUGGUGCAAGAGCUGUGUUUGUAGGAAGACCUGUUUUAUGGGGACUGGCAUAUCAGGUAGAGUAUAAAGAUUUUCCUAAUUAUUUUCACCAGCCGUACAAGAAUUUGAAAUAAUUUAUUCUUGUCUCUCUAGGGUGAAGAAGGUGUUGCCAAAGUUCUACAGAUCUUCAAAGAUGAAUUUAAAUUAGCCAUGGGACUUACAGGUAAGGAUGUAUAAUUUGACAAAGAUAUUUCACACAUUUUAUAUACUGUCCUUUUAUAUUCAACAUAUUUUGUUUUAUUUUCUAAAUAGGAUGUUGCAGUGUUCAAGAUAUUUCACGAGACAUGGUUGCUCAUGAAAUGCAAUAUUCACAGUGA
Molecule: messenger RNA, 7095 nt
Organism: Paramuricea clavata
Lineage: Eukaryota; Metazoa; Cnidaria; Anthozoa; Malacalcyonacea; Plexauridae
Source: the annotation of a GenBank genome assembly